Gopherus flavomarginatus (Mexican gopher tortoise) is the source of this 1069-nucleotide messenger RNA. RefSeq names its product distal membrane arm assembly component 2 (gene DMAC2). Bases 59 to 844 code for a protein of 261 amino acids. The transcript has 6 exons. NCBI's taxonomy places the organism in Eukaryota, Metazoa, Chordata, Testudines, Testudinidae. The record is from RefSeq and is a predicted model, not a curated record.
AGGGGGAAGGGUCCGGCCGCUCGGUGGGCGGGGCCUGGAGUCACGUGGCCGAUCCAAGAUGGCGGCGCCCAGGGCGCUCCGGCAAUGCGGGGCCUUUGCCUGCCGUCCAUAUGGCAGUGCCACCUCCCCGGACCCUCAAAAGGGCGGCAUCCUUCAGUACCUCUGUAACUGGUUCUAUGACAUCGAAUACCUCGUCGGCUGGAGCGCGAAGCUUCACUUCAGAAACCUGCGAAGGAAGAACGCGUACUACGGUUACACCAAGGACAUCUACGGAGACAACGUUGCCGCUGCCUUCUUUGUCCUGUCCCACAGAGGAAGAGUGAGGUUUCAAGGCCAGGAGACCUGGUUCUGUGUGGACCAGCACGGGAAGUACAGCUCCGAUUUCCUGCAGCUCCGAGACGUGCCUGUGGUGGCCAUCGACCUCACGGGCUCUGUGUUGAACUAUGAUGGGCUGGAUAACCUAGUGAAGCUGACGGCGCUGAAAUCCCUGGACCUGAGCCGCUGCCCCCACGUUGACGAUUGGACCCUAAGCCGGCUGCAUGUCUUCAAGGACAGCCUGGAGGAGCUCUCGCUGGCUGGGUGCCCCCAGGUCACGGAGCGGGGCCUGGCUUGCCUCCACCAGCUCGAGCACCUGCGACGCCUCGACCUCUCGCACCUGCCCUCAGUGCCCACCCCGGGGCUGAUCCGCAUCUUGGUGGAGGAGAUGCUGCCCCGGUGCGAGGUGGUGGGGCUGGGCCCUGGGGACGGACUGGCCCCGGUUUCUGGCGCCCAGACGAGCAGGGACGGAAGGGAGGAGCCCAGCGUCCCCAGCGGGGACAGGAGAGCUGGCGAGAUCCCUGCCUGACGCCCGGCUGCCCUGCCCCUGGCUUUUCCCGAUGCUGAUGGAAGAGGGUGGGAAGAGAUGGCCGCAAGCCGUGCUCCCCUCCGAUCACGGACCAUGAAGGACCCCAGCGUCGCCGUAGACUUGUGGGUGUGGCUGGGCGGUCCGGGCCUCCCGCUUUGCUCGCACCUAGGACAGGGCUUGCAAUCGGCAGGACCGCGCUGUGGUCAUUAAAGACCCCUCCCUGUG